Messenger RNA from Exophiala bonariae, 1707 nucleotides. RefSeq lists its product as uncharacterized. The record is from RefSeq and is a predicted model, not a curated record. The transcript is spliced from 2 exons. The coding region runs from base 1 to 1707 and encodes 568 amino acids. Gene Ontology annotation, molecular function: flavin adenine dinucleotide binding; N,N-dimethylaniline monooxygenase activity; NADP binding. NCBI's taxonomy places the organism in Eukaryota, Fungi, Ascomycota, Eurotiomycetes, Chaetothyriales, Herpotrichiellaceae.
AUGGCGACCCAUUUGGAUGCUCUUGUGGUCGGCGCUGGCUUCGGCGGCAUAUAUCAGCUCAAAAAGCUUCGAGAUCAGGGCCUGUCAGUCAAGGCACUUGACAUUGCGGGAGAUGUGGGCGGAACUUGGUACUGGAACCGCUAUCCAGGUGCGAUGUCAGAUACCGAAUCUUUCCUCUACCGCUACUCGUGGGAUCCUGAAGAUCUCCGCUCAUACCCUUGGCCUCGACACUAUGUCAAAGGGCCAGAAGUGCUUGCAUACUUACAGCACGUGGUGAAGAAAUAUAAUCUUCGCAAAGACAUCAAUCUGAACACGGCACUUGUGUCAGCUUCCUGGGAUGAUUCACAAAGAGUGUGGGUCGUCGAGACAUCCACAAACGAGACUAUCCAUGCUCGGUAUCUGAUCUCGGCAUUGGGGUUAUUGUCGAAGCAAAACUUCCCCAAGUACAAAAAUCUAGAAAAGUUCCAAGGAGAAUUAUAUCACACGGGUGCUUGGCCUGAAGGGGUCACACUCCAGGGUAAGCGUGUUGGAGUCAUUGGGAAUGGUUCCACAGGUAUCCAGGUUAUAACAUCCGCUGCAAAGGUCGCCAAGAAGCUGCUCUGCUUCCAGAGGUCGCCCCAGUACAGCGUCCCUAGUGGAGAUAUGGAUACAACACAAGCUUACCGCGAUGAUAUCAAUACACGGUAUGAUGAUAUCUGGAAGCAGGCAAAAAACAGUGCCUUUGCAUUUGGCUUCGAAGAGAGUACGAUACCUACCAUGAGCGUCAGUAGUGAGGAGCGCCACCGAAUAUUCGAAGAGGCGUGGCAGAAAGGCAACGGAUUCCGCUUUAUGUUCGGCACUUUCUGCGACAUAUCUUAUAACGAGGAAGCAAACGAGGAAGCUGCCCGGUUCAUUCGAGAGAAGAUCAGAAACACUGUUAGAGACCCUGAAAAGGCCCGGAAGCUCACCCCAACAGAUUUUUAUGCCCGCCGCCCUCUUUGUGAUACCGGUUAUUACCAGCAAUUCAAUCGUGAGCAUGUCGAUAUCGUGGACUUGAAGGCAAACCCCAUCCGAGAAUUCACAGCGGAAGGUAUCAAGACAGCUGAUGGCACUGUUCAUGAGCUUGACGUCGUGAUCUGCGCCACGGGUUUCGAUGCGGUCGAUGGCAAUUACACUCGGGUCGUCAUCAAGGGGAGGGAGGGAAGAACGUUGAAGGAGCAUUGGAGUGAUGGCCCUACUUCUUAUCUUGGAGUUGCUGUGCCAUAUUUUCCCAAUUUGUUCACAAUUCUGGGGCCAAAUGGCCCGUUCACCAACAUACCUCCCACGAUCGAGACACAGGUAGAAUUCAUCUCAGACAUGAUUGAAGACGCCGAGCGACGGGACAGAGCACGCGCACACGUCAACGGCCUUCCAGAUGGGAACGGCCUUCAAAAUGGCACCGGUAAUGAAAAGGUGAAUGGACAUACCGGAAGCAAUGGUAGCAUACCUUAUAAAAGUGGCAUCGGCUCCAUCAUCGAGGCAAGUGCAGACGCUGAGAGGCAGUGGACUGAGGUUUGCGACGACCUCAGCAGAGAGAGUUUGUUCCGCAAGACAGACUCUUGGAUUUUCGGUGCCAAUAUUCCAGGAAAGAAGAAUACCACAAUGUUUUAUUUUGGUGGUCUGGGGAAUUAUCGCAAGGAGCUGCAUAGCCUAGUAAGGGACGGAUACCGAGGGUUCCGCAUAGAGUAG